This is a messenger RNA of Sclerotinia borealis F-4128, 1482 nucleotides long. NCBI's taxonomy places the organism in Eukaryota, Fungi, Ascomycota, Leotiomycetes, Helotiales, Sclerotiniaceae. The record is from the annotation of a GenBank genome assembly.
AUGUCGUCUCCAUCAUCUGGCGGAAGUGUAGGAAAGCGAAAGCGUACUGCUACUGGCCCAUCAUCCAAGAAAACCUCAUCACUCGAUCAAUUACAAAAUACAUCAAGAGACGCAUCUGGUGAAGAUGGCGAGUCUGCCGCUCCAGCAAACCGAGAAACCCGUAGCUCAAGUCACAAGAAAACCAUUUCGGUCGAUUCUCAGAACCCACCUGCUAAACGUCUUAGAUCGUCUACGCACGAUAAAGUAGCGGUUAAUGGAUCUGAGAGUGCGCGAGAUUCGGGUGAAUCGGCGGAUACGACUGAGAGUAGUACGGAUAUUGCGAACAGAGUUGGAAAGAUGGGAAGGCAAAGUUUUUCAAAGGCAGAGGAGGGAGGGCAAGAGGGGAAGGCAGACGGAGAGAAUGAGGAAAAUACACCAUCGAUGGCUCCACCACCAAUUGGAAAAUUAACAGAUCCGGUUGGAUAUACGACCAAUCCACCACCUGCUGAUAGACCUGUUCGUGUCUAUGCGGAUGGUGUGUUUGAUUUAUUUCAUCUUGGACAUAUGCGACAGCUCGAACAAGCUAAGAAAGCAUUUCCAGAUGUCUAUUUACUGGUCGGAGUUACAGGAGAUGCGGAAACACACAAAAGAAAAGGUCUCACAGUUCUAUCUGGGCAGGAGCGAGCUGAGACUGUAAGACACUGCAAAUGGGUUGAUGAGGUCGUUGAGAAUUGUCCUUGGAUUGUUACUCCGGAGUUUCUAGCAGAGAAGAGGAUUGAUUAUGUUGCGCAUGACGAUCUUCCAUAUGGAGCUGAUGAGGGAGAUGAUAUCUACAAGUCCAUCAAGGAACAAGGCAAGUUCUUGGUUACACAGAGAACCGAGGGUGUUAGCACGACUGGUAUAAUCACAAAAAUCGUCCGUGAUUAUGAGAAAUAUAUCGCGCGUCAAUUCAAGCGGGGUACUACAAGACAGGAGCUCAACGUAUCAUGGCUCAAGAAGAAUGAGCUUGACCUAAAACGUCAUGUUGCAGAAAUGAGGGAGGCUAUCCGAACAAAUUGGAGUACUACUGGUCAAGAAUUGGGCAAAGAAUUGAAACAAUUCUGGCAAUCCCGUCCUGGUAGUCCUGCACGCAUGCACAGUUUCGACGGAAAUAACGUCGGAUCUCUUACGAGUCCUUCUGCUCUACAACACCUCACGCGCCGUUUGGAAAUUCCUAGAAAUGAUAGCCCGGGUCCCGGUAGUGAUUUUGCUACAGGAUAUAGCUUAGGGCUUAUCGGUGGUGUACGAUCGUGGAUGACAAGAAGUCGACAAACCAACCGUGAUAGCUUACAGGGAAGUGAAAGUAGUGAAGAAGAAAGUGAUGAGAGAUUAUCACCUCGUGAUAGGAGCGAAAAGGAGAAUUUUAAACCUGAUGAAAAUGAAGUUGAUGAAGUGGAUGAAGAACAAGUCGAUGCUCAGAUCGAUGCGGCUAUGGCGGAGAACGCGAAGAAGUCUGGUCAAUAG